This is a messenger RNA of Oldenlandia corymbosa var. corymbosa, 2115 nucleotides long. Lineage: Eukaryota; Viridiplantae; Streptophyta; Magnoliopsida; Gentianales; Rubiaceae. The record is from the annotation of a GenBank genome assembly.
AUGAACAGUUCAUUGUCUGAUCGUGCUGGUUGUUCAGGUUCCUCUUGUAGUUCUUCUAGGGUUGCAGAUUUUGCUUUUGCAUAUGACUUUUGGACUCAAAAGCCACCUGAUAGCAUUAUAAGGCGGCGAACUAGUUUUCUAAAAUGGAUGGGAUUGGAUUUAGAGUGGUACAAAGGUGAUAGAGAAGAAGUAAACGAUGGAGUUGGUAUCGGUAGGUUGGAUUAUAACAGUGAUUCGGUCUUGGCAAACUCUGAUUACGAGGAGGGCUACUUUUCGGCUCAAUCAUUUCGAUCUGAUAAUGACCAAACAGAUGAAACUAAGGGAUCAUCUGUUGAGUAUGGUGCGGCUGGGGAGGAGGAGGAAACUCAAUUAUGGAAAAUUAGGAAUUUGGAUGAUGGAACUGAGUAUGUGGCUGAUGAACUUAAUAAUGACGGAAUGCUCAGCUAUUUACGUGAAGUUGGAACAAAUAAAACCCUGUCAUUUGAAGAGUUUCAAAGAUAUCUUGGCACAUCAGCCAGUGUUCAAAAGUUCUUUCGCAGAGACUCCAAUUUUAAAGUUGUGAAGAAAAAAGUGAAAAAAGGCUGGUUUCAGAAACUAAGUGAUAUAACAACUUGCCAUUUGAAGUCAUCUAAAGUUGAUUCUUUCAAGAAUGGGGACGGUCCUCGAAUAGUGAGGUCGCAUUCGCAUGGAAAGAGAUUAAAAGAGUUGUCUUUGCUGCAGGCUGGGCAAGAGUUUUCAGCACAUAAAGGCUCAAUCUUAAGUAUGAAAUUCAGUCAUGAUGGACAAUACAUGGCGAGUGCCGGGCAAGAUGGGGUCGUGCGUGUGUGGAAGGUGAUUGAGGAUGACUAUCCUAAUAGAAUUGAUAAUAUUGAAGAUACAGAGUCCUCUUGUAUAUAUCUUUCUAUAGAUCAGUUCUCCAAGUUAGCUCCAUUGGAUUCAGAGAAGAUGAUUGCGCAGGUUAGAGAUUUAAAAAAAUCGUCAGAGUCUACCUGUGCUGUUCUCCCACCUAAGGUUUUCCGUCUUCUGGAAAGACCAAUUCACGAGUUUCAUGGCCACAGUGGAGAUGUAUUGGCACUUUCAUGGUCUAAAAAUGGGUAUCUUCUAUCAUCAUCAGUUGAUAAAACAGCUCGCCUGUGGCAAGUGGGCAAUGAUAAAUGCCUUGGAGUUUAUGCACAUAACAACUACGUGACCUGUCUAGAUUUUAAUCCUGCUGAUGAUGAUUAUUUUAUAAGUGGUUCAAUAGACGGGAAAUUACGGAUAUGGAAAGUGCAUGAUUUUCGGGUUGUUGAUUGGACUGAUAUGAGAGAAAUUGUAACAGCUGUCUGUUAUUCCCCUGAUGGAAAGGGAGGCAUUGUUGGCUCCAUGGAUGGCAAUUGUCGUUUCUAUGAUGUAGUAGAUAACCGUAUGCAACUAGGUGCUCAGAUAUGUCUACAAGGGAAGAAGAAAUCGGGUGGAAAGAGAAUUACUGGAUUUCAGUUCUGCCCUGAUGAUGUAAACAAAGUAAUGGUCAGUUCUGCUGAUUCACAAGUUCGCAUACUCUCUGGGGCCAAUAUCAUCUGCAAAUUUAAGGGCAUGAAAUGUUCAGGAAGCCAAGUAUCUGCAUCUUUCACUUCAGAUGGAAAACACGUCAUGUCCAUCACCGAAGAUUCCAAUGUGUAUAUUUGGGACUACGCCAACCAAAACCUUACUUCUAAAAGUGUAAAGAGUAUUUCUGCGCAUGAGUGUUUCUUCUCUCCUAAUGCUUCAGUCACUAUAUCUUGGGGUGGCUUGAAAAAUAAGGCGGCUGGAGGAGGACCAAUCCUAGAACACGGGCCUUUUGAUCAGCAGGAAGACUCAGUCCCAAAAUCACACUCAGCCCUGCCUGAUUGUCUAUCAUUGGGACGUGGAUUGUUUCUGGACGUCUUAUCCAAGGCAUCCGCAACAUGGCCAGAGGAAAAAUUACUUGAUACUAGUCAACUGGCAGCAGCUGUUUCCCCACUAACAUCAAGACCUGAAUUUAAGUUUUUGAAGAGCGCUUUAUCCUCAUCCCACUUGUGGGGUCUUGUGGUUGUAACCGCAGGUUGGGAUGGUUGCAUAAAAACAUUCCUUAACCAUGGUUUGCCAAUCAGAUUCUGA